GAGAGAGAGAGAGAAAGGGGGAGGGAUAAGAAAGGUGAGAUUCUGGCCAGACUCAUUCUGCACAGGGAAAGAGAGCGAGGAGGAGGAACAUAUUAGGGGGGUCUUGUUUUGUGUAACUGCUAGUUCAGCACUGUUAGCUGCUUUAGCCGUCUCUGCUUUGAUGUACUGAGGGGUUUGCCAUGCCGUUUGCUUUACCUCGGCUCGCUGUGUGUGUGUAUGCAGUAUUAAAUGUUGUUUUGGUCUGGGCAAACACACACACGGUUCUUGAUCCAGGGUUCUCUCAUUGUAAGGAGUGCUUUUUCAAAGGCACACCUCCAUCAUCACUGUCUGAAGUGGGUUUGGAGCAGAGGUGUCACAGACAGCUGACCGGACGGCCUUUUGCAUCGCUUUAUAACACUGGCUGUCAGACCACCGUCUAUACAGCCCUUCAUCUCAGCCAGGCUAAUGGAUGGGGCAGAGGAGAGCAGGAUAAGCAGGAUGCUGAAGGGCAGAUCAAUGAAGAUUCCCAUGUGGCCAUCCCAGCCCUCUACACAGAAACUAUCGGUGAAACCCCAUCUUCCUCGAAUUCGCCUCUUUUGAAGUGGGACACUCUGACAGCAGGACUGAUACGGAGCUCGUUCAUACCGAUGUGCUCAAAGACAAGUGGGGAAAUAUAUGUGCAAAGUGGUGUGGGAAGAUUUAAUGAAUGUGGAGGGAAAGAGUUGUGGUCAGCAGUGUGUUGUGCUGCUUCAAAUGAGAAUGACAGGUUCAGUGUUGGGCUAAUAAAGGGUGGGGAGGUGAAGGUAGUGAGCAUUAAGGCAUUAGAGGAGCUGAUAGGAGUUACAGGCCUGUUUUCGGGAGGCUGUGGCGGGGAAGGAGAUCACAGUUCAAAGUUCACAUCACUCAUUACAGAGCAGCUCAACAGCAUCCAAACAUCCUCGUCUGAGGUGCAAAGUGAGACGGAUGUAGCCAAACAGACAGUACUGGAAACAUCAGACUUAGAAAAUGAAGAAGUGACAUCACGGUAUGUCAAUAGUGAAGACCAAAGCUACACAUCUUCCUUGGACUCAGAGAUGGACCUUCAGGAGAGCACCAAUGAGAGCUCGGAGUCUGUCGUAUUAUAUGUUUUGUCUUCCACCGUCUCACUCCUUUAUACUCCUUUCUCUCCGAUUGUAAACAGAGUCAUCAAUUUUCCAUUUCAGGUCGCAUAUGUUGUCAAGGAAGAUCUGUGCGUUUUAGCUUCUGUACCUGUUGACAGCCUAACCCUAGUUAGCAAUCUGGGCUCAGGUGUGUCAUCUGGGGUUUCACGUGUUUUUAACACCUUGUACGAGACUGGGGAGGUAACUACAUGUACGCUUUACUCAUGUGUCAGUUUGCUGGUCAACAGUCUGCUGCUGGUGCUCCAGGAGGGAUUCGUAGGCAUUGGCACACUGGUGUGGGAUGUCCUAUGUUUGAUGAUGGGCACAGUAUGUAAUGGUUUUACGAUCUGCAAGGUGGUGCUUGGGUCAAUCUGUUACCAGAUGCUAGACUACAUGUAUGCGUUAUGCUCAGAAUUGGGCCACCAGAUGUCAACAGUGGGUUGUGGGAUAGGAAAACUUACCUGGGUAAGUGGAAAGGGUGUGGGCAAUCUGGUUAAAAUGGCGGCGUCCGUUGUAUUUGGGGUGGUGGGGAAUACAAUAGAGAAUGUGCAGGAAGCUUUUGAAGACAGCUGGGGGGGAUCGUCUAUAGUGGAGUUACCUGAAAUCCAGCCUCCAUCAGAAGUACAUACACCUGAAGUGGCUGGUGAAUAGAAUUGUGUAUGCUAAUGUUUAACAACUGAUUUGCAUAUUAUACUAAAAUAGUGUCUUGCCAACAGCGCACCAAAUAUUAUAUAGCAUGUGAAUAUGGAUGAAACAACUUUACAUGUUGCCUUAAAACAGACAGAAAGACAUAAACUAUAAAAUACAUAUUAGUUUUUUAAUUCUUUUAUAAAGGCUUUGUUUUGGGCUGCAGUAUUAUGAAAUUACUAAAGAUCUGUUGUGGAAAUGAAGGUGUUUGGGGUGAUUUAUAACAAAGUUCAAGAUGCUGCAAUGUUUAUGAUGACAUCUAAAAAAAAGAUGAUGUUAUUGUUGUGAAAUGUUUGUUAUUUCAUCUGACAUGUAAGCUCUGCGAUGUGUCAUGGUUUAUAUGAUGCAAUAAAAACCUUUGAGUUAUGCAAUCUGUA
This is a messenger RNA of Misgurnus anguillicaudatus (oriental weatherfish), 2182 nucleotides long. RefSeq lists its product as uncharacterized. Lineage: Eukaryota; Metazoa; Chordata; Actinopteri; Cypriniformes; Cobitidae. The record is from RefSeq and is a predicted model, not a curated record.